Messenger RNA from Octodon degus (degu), 1125 nucleotides. It is a transcript of the gene Eif3f, whose product is annotated as eukaryotic translation initiation factor 3 subunit F. The record is from RefSeq and is a predicted model, not a curated record. Gene Ontology annotation, molecular function: metallopeptidase activity; translation initiation factor binding; translation initiation factor activity. The transcript has 8 exons. Lineage: Eukaryota; Metazoa; Chordata; Mammalia; Rodentia; Octodontidae. Gene Ontology annotation, biological process: translational initiation. Gene Ontology annotation, cellular component: eukaryotic translation initiation factor 3 complex, eIF3m. Bases 23 to 979 code for a protein of 318 amino acids.
CCAGGCUUCCUUUCUCGUCAAGAUGGCUACGCCGGCCGUGUCCGCCAGCGCGCCUCCUGCCGCUCCUGCCGCAGCCUCGGACCCCGCGGUCGCCUCAGCCCCAGCCCCCGCUCCUUCGCCCACGCCCGCUGCAGCGUCGGCCGCGGCUCCGACGCCGGCCUCGUCUGCAGAUCCGGCGGCAGCGGCGGCUUCGCCGGCGGCUGCUGGCCAACUAGAGGCAUUGGGAGCCCUGGGAUUAAAUAACGCAUGGACAAUUUUCUCUUUCACAGGAACUGUUGACAAGCACUCAGUGGAGGUCACCAACUGCUUCUCGGUACCACACAAUGAGUCAGAAGAUGAGGUGGCUGUUGACAUGGAAUUUGCUAAAAACAUGUAUGAAUUGCACAAAAAAGUCUCUCCAAAUGAGCUCAUCCUGGGCUGGUACGCCACAGGCCAUGACAUCACAGAGCACUCUGUGCUGAUCCAUGAGUAUUACAGCCGGGAGGCCCCUAACCCCAUUCACCUCACUGUGGAUACAAGUCUCCAGAAUGGUCGCAUGAGCAUCAAGGCCUAUGUCAGCACUUUAAUGGGUGUCCCAGGGCGGACAAUGGGAGUGAUGUUCACACCGCUGACAGUGAAAUAUGCAUAUUAUGACACUGAGCGCAUUGGAGUUGACCUGAUCAUGAAGACCUGUUUCAGCCCCAACCGGGUGAUCGGCCUCUCCAGUGACCUGCAGCAAGUUGGGGGAGCAUCGGCUCGCAUCCAGGACGCCCUAAGCACAGUGCUGCAGUAUGCAGAGGAUGUGCUGUCUGGAAAGGUGUCAGCUGACAAUACUGUGGGCCGCUUCUUGAUGAGCCUGGUUAACCAAGUACCCAAGAUCAUUCCUGAGGAUUUUGAGACCAUGCUCAAUAGCAACAUUAAUGACCUGCUGAUGGUGACCUACCUGGCCAAUCUCACACAGUCACAGAUCGCCCUCAACGAGAAACUUGUAAACCUGUGAAUGGGUCCCAGCCAGCACUUCUGUCAAUCUUGGGUCUCAGCUGUAGGGCCCAGCAUGAAGUGGAGAAGUGGUUUGUGGUCUUGAGUCACAAAGUAAGUUAGCUGCUUGUGACUCUAAAUAAACAUAGUCUACCUUUUGUAAAUGAA